Molecule: messenger RNA, 1122 nt
Organism: Trematosphaeria pertusa
Lineage: Eukaryota; Fungi; Ascomycota; Dothideomycetes; Pleosporales; Trematosphaeriaceae
Exons: 5
Coding region: 1-1122 (373 amino acids)
Source: RefSeq, a predicted model, not a curated record
AUGACGCUCAUCGCGAAGAACCUAGCCGACCUGAAAGCGCGACUUGGCGACGAGGCGCGGCUCCUUGAUGGGCUUCCGCUGAAUAAGGUCGUGGCUAUCUCCCAAUCCGACGCAGACGAUGCCAUCUCGAUCAAGAUCUUCUACGGGCGGAUGCGAAAGAAGGCCGCGGAUAAUACUCGUCAUAACGUGUGGAUAUAUCUCUUCCCGCCUGGUAAAGAGGGCCGUUCUCCGGAGCUUGCGUUUCGCUGCUACGAGCCGGACUGCAAACCGAUCCACUUCGACACGGACAAUAUAGGGCGUGUUGGGGAGGAGCCUGCAGAGCCUUUUCGAGGCGCGGUGAGCAGGGACAAGAUUACGGCGCUUGCGAAAUACUACUUUCUGGAGAAGAUGGUGGUGUGUCGAGAAUGCGAUGAGGCUAAGGGCACGAAGGCAAAGGCUAAGGGUACGGAUGCUGAGGCUAUGCGGUCGCGCCGGUCAUCGAAGUGUCACAGCAACCAGCGUGAAGACGUCCCGCCACGACGAAGCAGUAGCCAAGCCGAUACGGUGACCUCCAAUCAUCACAUGGGGUUCGAUUCAAUCGGAAGCGCCGCCCAAACUACUGUCCGCAUUAGCGGAGCCGAUGAUUCGCGAAGCCAGACCUCCGACUUUAGCGAUGCGCCGUCCGGCCUGAUCGACUCCGAUACCGAGAGCGAUGCCAUGAAGGCGACCAGUAUUAGCGCUAUGGACAUGUCAGGAUCGACGCUAGAUAGUACUCACGUCCGUGUCUCGAAGUCGGAGUUGGAGACAUAUCCACGAGGAACCGCCACGGCUACCUCACCGUUCAGACCUGCGCCCUCCGGUGGUCCCGCCGAUCGAGCGAAGCGGCUAGACGAAUUCAACUGCUUGCAUGAAGGGGAGACGCUGCUGAAUAACAAGAUCAAGGUUGUUGCUGAGAGGAAGGAGGAGCUGCAGAAGGAGCUAGAAUCAUUGGGCAAUCAGGAGCGAGGCUUCGACCAGAAGCUGGAAGACAACAAAGAGAAGAAGAAGCGGCUUCUGGGAACAAUGUCGGAGGAUGAUCGGCUGAAGUUUCUAUGGGAAGCUGGCCGCCAGUACGACAUCAAACGACGAAGGACGGGCGCGUGA